Messenger RNA from Colius striatus (speckled mousebird), 2483 nucleotides. RefSeq names its product CDC42 small effector 2 (gene CDC42SE2). Bases 897 to 1151 code for a protein of 84 amino acids. Gene Ontology annotation, biological process: regulation of Rho protein signal transduction. Gene Ontology annotation, molecular function: small GTPase binding. NCBI's taxonomy places the organism in Eukaryota, Metazoa, Chordata, Aves, Coliiformes, Coliidae. Gene Ontology annotation, cellular component: plasma membrane. The record is from RefSeq and is a predicted model, not a curated record. The transcript has 8 exons.
GGCAUAUCGAUAGGGCUGACGGGCAACGGCAGCCGGUCUCGCCGCCGCCCGGCCUCCUUUGUCCCCUCCCCUCCCCGGCGCGCCCAGCCCAGCCGGCAGCGCGGAGCUGGUCGGCCUGGGGAUUCCCUCUCCGCGCUGCUGAGGUCGCCAUCUUCACCCCUCAUCCCCCCCCAGCUCGCCUGGGACCCUGCCAGCCCGGCUGCCGGGAGCCGGCUGGGAGCACGAGAGGGGGCCUGCGCCGCGCCUCGCCCGGUCUCUGCAUGUGACUGCCGGCUGGUAGCGGCCUCCUCCGCGGAUCUCGUCUGCGUCCUCCUCCGCCCCCAGAGCGGCGGAGACGGGGCGCGGGGCGCCCAGCAGCGGGGUACGGAGGUGCCAGGGCGCGGCGGGCAGACAAAGGAGCGGGCACCGCCGUGGGCAGCGGCUCGGCGAACAUAAAGUCCUGCGACUUUUAAGUCUGCAGUUGGAUGUGCAUUAAACUAAUUGGGGAUCUCUUCAGUGAAUAACUUGCUGCUUAAAGAAAGGACUAGAGGAACUGAAGUUGUGAAUCAGGUGAGACUUCUAACCAUGGCAACUACCCGUUUUCUUCAAAAGAAGGAAAAGUGUAAUAUUCUCUCCUGUAUUACUGGUGUUCACAUAACGCUAGGGACCAAAGAAGCAUACGUAACAUUUCUGUGGUACUGGGACCAAGCUUCUGAAAGAAGACUCUUAAAUAACGUUUUGCCUUCAAGCUGUUUGUCCUGGAACUGAAUUGUCUUUGCAGAAGAGCCCAACAGAGAAAAGAUUUUCACAUUGGAACCAUUAUAAAUAAACCUGUUUAAAGAAUUUGCUACCUGGAGACAGAUUUACGGAGAUUGAGCCCUGGUUUUCAUCUGUGUUGCCACUUCAGAUUGUAAACAAUGAGUGAGUUCUGGUUGUGUUUCAACUGCUGUAUUGCAGAACAACCUCAGCCUAAAAGACGACGGCGCAUUGACCGGAGCAUGAUUGGGGAGCCAACAAAUUUUGUUCACACAGCUCAUGUGGGAUCGGGAGACCUGUUCAGUGGAAUGAAUUCGGUUAGCUCAAUUCAGAACCAAAUGCAGUCCAAGGGAGGCUAUGGAGGUGGCAUGUCUGCAAAUGUUCAGAUGCAGCUGGUAGAUACAAAGGCAGGAUAACCUUGGGGAAACCUUUCCAGCUUAUCUGAGUUCCUGUACCUUCUUUCCUGUGUCUCCUCUUUUGCCUUGGUGACUGCUUUCUGUGCUUCUAACAAGAGAAGUGAUGGCUCGUUGUUCACUCUUUGUGAUUACUCCAGUGAAAAGUUGCUGUUCUGCUCUGAUGAUGCCAUUUAUCAGAUUGGUCCAACCGUGCCUUUCAGUGGCAUGCACACAUUUGCCUCUACCAGUAUCACAGAUGUAGAGCUUUUUAGGAUUUUUCUUAGUUUGUUUGUUUUAAGGCAGAUGAAAGCACCAACCUUAGCUUCCCUCAUCCCUCGCACAUACUAAUACACAACAUUGUGUUAUUUUUUAGUCUCUACUUAAGUAACUUAGAAAUGAGUUCCCAUUACUGUAUUCGGUCAUGUAUUGUUCAUACUCAUUUUUGAAAGGUCUGGGACCGGCAAGCACAAAUGAUUAUUUCAUACAAAAUCAGCAGAGUAGAUGCCCGCAUGCUUUGUGAGGUUGCUUUGUAUGGUGGCCUGCUUGGUGCUAGAGGAAUAACAGAAAAAGAAAAAAAAAAAGAAAUAAGUUGCUUUCCGCAGACUGGUGAGAAAUUUUGCUGUGGCACCAAGUCAUGCCUGUUUCUGAAAAAGGACUUGUAACUUAGCUGCUUCAAAGUUAUGUCUUUAUUUUAGUUUUUAUCCAGCUGGUCUUGAAAUAAUAAAGAGAGAGCUUGCAUCCAUGAGGCAUUUGUUGUAAAUGUUCAGUAUAUUUAUUUUGAAAGAGCUGACCUUGAGACUGUAAACCAGUGUAGUACCGUAUCUAAGUGUUGUGGAAGCGCUUUAGUCUAUUUAAAAAACGAAAAGCAUCAUGUUUGGCUGCUUCUUUUUCUUUCUACAGUUCUUAAUUUUAAGCUGGAUGGUCAUUUCCAGUAGCAGCAUGUCAGACUGCCUGCAAUAUUAGCUGAAAAAUUUAGUAGACCUCUCUUUAAGUAGUUGGCAGUUUCUGUGUACUGAAUAUUUAGGGGAUAUUUAGGGGAUAUUUAGGGGCCAUGGAAGUUGCUAAGAGCAACAUGCUAAUCUGGCAGGACAGAUGCCAAUGAAAACAACAUACAGGGUGACUUUUUACAAAGUCAGUAAAACGCCUUUUGCUCAGGUUCCAAAGCAUGUUUCUUUCACACGUUGUGAAAUUGUAUUUUAAUAUUGCACUGUUUUCAGAUUAUGUCUGUAAAUGGCCUCUUUGUUUUUCCUCCUUGUUGGUGGUUUGAGAGAAGUCAAUGGUCUGAGACCUGGCUGAGUUAAAUUUUUAUGUGGAAAAAAGAAAAUCCAAAUAAAUAAGGCAUAGCUGAGCCGA